Molecule: messenger RNA, 981 nt
Organism: Nicotiana attenuata
Lineage: Eukaryota; Viridiplantae; Streptophyta; Magnoliopsida; Solanales; Solanaceae
Exons: 2
Coding region: 1-981 (326 amino acids)
Source: RefSeq, a predicted model, not a curated record
AUGGUGGAACCAGCUCAAAGGAAUAACCACAGAAAAGAAUACUGGCAUAAAGGAAACGGUUCAAUAACGGGAAAACUAACACGUAGCAACGAUCCUACAAUAUACAAGUCAAUAAUGAGGAAAUCAACACGAGUCAAGGUUGAGGUUGAAGAGCCAAGUGUUGUCGAGGUUGAAAAGAGUCCGGAAGAGUUGAAAGUGCAAAAAGAGAACCGGGAAGAGGUAAAGGAAAAAGUGAAAGAGGCACCAAAAGCUCUUCCACCUAUUCCCAGACCUCCUCCCCCAUUUCCUCAAAGACUCGCAAAAAAGAUUGAUGAUAGCAAACUUGAAAAGUUCUACGACAUCCUCAAGCAAUUAACGGUGAAUAUCCCUUUUGUGGAAGCCUUUCAAGAGAUGCCGGGGUUUGCUAAAUAUUUAAAAGAUUUGAUCACCAAAAAGAAGACCACAAAGAAUGAGGUAAUAAACAUGACUCACCGGGUUAGCUCUAUUAUUGCCACAACCAAAGUCCAAAAGAAAGAAGACCCGGGAGCUUUCACCAUCCGUUGCACCAUCGGGGCCCGUGAUUUUGCAAGAGCUUUAUGUGAUAAUGGGGCUAGCAUCAACUUAAUGCCUCUUGCCAUCUAUAAGCAAGCGGGGUUGGGUAUGCCAAGGCCCACUAGUAUGAGAUUGCAAAUGGCCGAUCGGUCAAUCAAACGCCCGGUGGGAAUUGUUCACGAUGUACUUGUAAAAGUGGGGAAGUUUCAUUUGCCCGCCGAUUUUGUAAUUCUUGAUUGUGCGGUUGACAAAGAAAUCCCUAUCAUUUUGGGGAGACCAUUCCUAGCCACGGGAAGGGCACUCAUGGAUUCGGAGCGGAAUGAAAUUAAAUUCCGGGUGAAUGAUGAAGAAGUCACAUUUCAAGCGAGCAAGGGUAUGAAAAUACCCCAUGAGUAUGAGAGCAUUUCAGUGAUAGAUGUUGUUGAUGAGGUAGAAGGUGCCGUAGAAUGA